Messenger RNA from Humulus lupulus (European hop), 1044 nucleotides. RefSeq lists its product as uncharacterized. The transcript is spliced from 2 exons. NCBI's taxonomy places the organism in Eukaryota, Viridiplantae, Streptophyta, Magnoliopsida, Rosales, Cannabaceae. Bases 1 to 1044 code for a protein of 347 amino acids. The record is from RefSeq and is a predicted model, not a curated record.
AUGCCAUCCGAAGAGAUGUUCGACCUCUACAGUGCGCCUGAUGCUCUUGCGAGCAAGAAGAAGGCAAGCAGGCGGCAUCGCGGGAAGUGCAGAAAAGAGCCUCCGGCAAAAAAAAAACCCGCACUGAGGACCCUCCAGCAGUUGGUCCUUCGAAAAAAUACAACACCACCUCCAUCUCCCCUCGAGCAGCAAUCUCCACCUGCACCGGUAGGGUCGACCCCUCCUCCAUCGGCUCCAGUCGAUCAGACACAGCCAGCUGCCCUUGUUCAAACAAGGGAUGACUUAUCAAGCCACGCUCUAAAAUCAUCCAAGGACAAGAUGACAAGGAUCCUGAAGCACGAGCACAGCCGAGAAGCCAUGGCUGGGAUAGAGUCGAUGGAUGUCGACCAGAUCUUGAACCGCGCGCUAAACGAGCUUGCCAGUGCACUUCUGACCAUGAUUGCCGGCUGGCUCCGCUCAGGGGUCAUCACUGAGCAAUCCAAGGCGUCCGAGCAAUGGCACGCUGAGGAGCUUAAGGCCGUUGAAGCAAAAUAUAUAGAGCAGCUUGAGGCAGUUCAGAAGGCAAAUGCGGCAUUGCUCGAGGAAGAAAAUAAACUGGCCGAGGAGAUGAAGCAACAGCAGACUGCUCUAAACAAAGCCCUUGAAGCAAAGGAGAAGUACAAAGAGUCUGACCUCACCAAUUUUAGCGAAGCCAAGAAACUCGAGGCAGACCUGAUCGAGAGCAGGCAAGAGGCUGAUAAGUUGGAGGCUCGCAUCAACGAUCUUGAAAAAACCAACGCUAGCAAUCUGGAGAGGUACAAGGGCGCCACGUCCAAGAGCUUCUAUGAUUUCUGGAAACACAACCAAGGGGCUGAUUUCAGCUAUCUCUCUGAGUGCAUGAGGCAAAUUGAAAUAGCCUGGUGUGUUGCUCGCUUGGAGGAAGAAGAAAGAGCGAAAACCCCAGCCUCGCCCGAGAUCUCUUUGGCCACUGGCGUUGAAGGCGUAAAGAAUGAAGUCGAAGCUGCAGUCAACCAGGAAAAUCCACAAGACCCUCCUGCCUCAUGA